Jaminaea rosea is the source of this 3363-nucleotide messenger RNA. RefSeq lists its product as hypothetical. The transcript has 2 exons. The record is from RefSeq and is a predicted model, not a curated record. NCBI's taxonomy places the organism in Eukaryota, Fungi, Basidiomycota, Exobasidiomycetes, Microstromatales. The coding region runs from base 1 to 3195 and encodes 1064 amino acids.
AUGGCCAUGGAUCACCAUGAUCGCGCUGGCGGCCCCAUGGCGUUGUCCAAUAGUGCGAGGCCAUCGAUGGACCAUCACCACCACCACCACUCCUCACUAGCUACUCCUCAACAGCCUCAUUAUCAUCACCACCCGCAGCACCACCCGCAGGUCCCUUACGACUACGCAGCCGGCAGUGGGAGUGCGAGCGCCAGUGGCAGCGGUAGCAACAGCCCUAGCAGCACUCUCGUCCGCUCCCAGCAGGCGUCGCAAGAUUCGGGCAUGUCUAGGCGAUCAGCUGACAUGCUAGCCAGACAACAGGCAGAAGUGGGCUCUUCAUCCUCGCAUUGGCAGCAAAGCGUUCCCUCAGAUUCAUCAACUGGCGGCCCAAGCGCGUCGUCGUCCAUGCAUCGCAUAUCCGCAGUCGACUACGGUCGAGUGCCCGUGCCCAAUGGUCAAGGUGGGGCUGGAAUCAACUACUCGCAUCCAGCCAUGCAGCAACAGCUGCAGCAACAGCAGAUCCAGCAAUACUACGCAGCUCAGCAGCCGUCGGGGAUACCCUCCGCCAGCCCUUCGAUGAUGACGGUUCCGCACGUUCGACCGCCGCUGAGAUCAAGGACGUUCGGGUUGGGCCGCAACCUGCGCCCACAAGAGGACCUCGUCGAUCCAGCCUUUUUCCCCGGCGGUAUCGUGCCCGCAGAGGCGGUUACGCUCCUGGGUACGGGCGUCGAUCCAAAGACGAAGCAGUGGCCUAACUUCAGCGUCGAGCUCAAGGCUCCCACUUUUGACGAGAGAGGAUACCCCGUGUACUCCGGGAGAGCAGCGGGCAUCAAGGGCGAAAUUAGAAUGAGGCGAUCGGAUGUGGCUGAUGUGGUCAUCAAGAUCUCUGCUCACACCACGAGCGGUUCUGCAGCAGCCGUCUGGGACGGUGUGGCUUUGCAGCCUCCAGAGAGCGGAACAGAGCGAGCAGUGUUCCAGACUGUAGAGAAGGUGGCAUUCGAAGAGGGGAGAGUCGAGGCGCCGACACCUGGUUUACAGCCGAUGGAGGAAGCUGACAGCGGGGAUGCGGUCCACAUGAUUCCAUUUACGCUCAAUCUGCCAGUCGGAGGUAACACGCGCAUGGUCGAUGGCAACGUGGAGACGGUCGCUGUGGCCCUCCCGCCGUCAUUCGAGAUGUCCUCAGAACAGGACGCCAGAGAAAAGGCAGUGCUGCGGAAUACUGCAAGCGCGGGCACAGGCUCGAGUGGUCGAGGCAGCGGUGAUGGACAAGGCAGCGGAGGAGGUGUACCGCCAGGUAGCGGGGCAGCCAGUAUCAAGACGAGCAGGACAAAGAUGACCGCUCUCACGCUGAGAGAUGCCGUGGAAAGUGGCCUGCAGCAGGUGUAUCGCAUCGGCUGCUUCUACCGCAUCACCUUCACUCUGGUCAGGCGCAAGACGUCGGGAGACCGCAGUCGCAAGUCGUCAGGGUCCUUCUUCAGUAAGGGAAAGAAGAGUGCAAAGGCCACGUCUCCCUCAGGGUCAGCAGGAUCAACAGCCACAGCGGGCAAGCAGGGCAAAGGCUCAGAUACCAUCUCGAUCCCCUUCGUCUUCCUCGGCGAGCCGACACAGCUGCCGCCCCCACCGGCAAGCCUCCCGCCAUUGCGGCUCAGUAUCCUAUCCACGCCGAGCGUGCCAUUGGCUCGCGGCUGGGAGUCUGAGGUGGUGACGGCCAAGUGGUCCGGCAUGCUACUCAAGGCACUCAAGCGCAACGUGGAGCUCGAGCUCUUCUUCCCGGCGGGAAAGAUCAUUCAGGCGCCGAGCGUUAUCCCCGUGCUGCUAGUCAUCCGGCCCGAAGAUCCCGAGCUGCUUCCGCAACCCUUUUCGGCAGCUUCGCCCGUGCUGGGCUCUCCAAGUCGGUCGCAUCCUGGCUCGCCGAGACUCAGCAGUGCCUUGUCACGAACGGACGAUACCGCGGUCGGCAGUGAUCAGCAGGUUCGAUCGCCACCGUAUCUGCAGCAGCGAACGGCCAGCGGCAACCAUGUCCCGACGAAGAGCUCCCUGGCGCAAGUCUCUCGGGCGAGUGAGGAUGACGAAGAGCAAGAACAGCUCGACGACGGAGAUGACAUCGGUGCUAGUCCAACGCAAAGCAACGCUGGCGUCUCGCCCUCAACGUCGAACCAGGGGAACUCUCUGUCGCGGCUCAUUCGCUCCUCCCUCUCGAUCACGCGGCCGAACAAUGCCAAUGACUCAGCGACCUCGUCGGGAACAGGGGCAGCGGCAGGACGACCAAGCAUGGACUCAGCUGGCGGAGCUCCUUCCUCGCCGCAAAUGUCAUCGUCGCAGCAGAAGCCCUUGAAGAAGAAGUCAUCCCGCCCCUCAUUCGCCUUUGGUCGCAAUCGACCCAGCACUGCUCCCUCGACGACGGGGAGUGAUGAGUCGCGCACCGGCACAGAGACAUCCUUCACCGUCCGCGGCGGCGGUGGUCCGGGCUCAUCAUCCGGGUCAAGCGGUUCCCCCGUCGACCUCCCCGCCCUCGUACGCGUGUCGUUGCUACAGAACGUCUUCUACUCGAGCAGCUCGGUCAACGAGACGCCAAAGAACAAGCGCCGCCUCGUCAGCGUGGCCGACUUGGAAGAGGUGGACUACGCGGCCAUUGUGAGCGCGCGAGGUGGGGCGGUAGAGGGCACGGAUGUUGCUUUGCAAGUAGAGGAGGCGAAGCGUAAGGGUGUGCGCGUGCUUCGUGGGCUGCUCAGGGUGGGAAGGGAGGCCACCCCGUCCUUUAGAGUGCAGGGCAUUGAGCUCAAGUACGCGAUCAAGGUCGACCUACUCCCUUUCAAUCCAAGGACGAAGACGCGUGUCAACGCUACGCCUUCGAGCCCUCCGAGGACACCACCUGGUCGUCCGUCCAUUCACGCCGCCUACGCGCAGCGUCCAGGUCAAGCGCACCAGACCAAUCCCUCCCUCUCCUCCUCUUUCACCGCCUCAAACUCGCUACAAUGGUCUCCAUCCAAGCAGGGCGGGCAAUCAGUGCAUUACGACCCCAGCCUGCCUAGCGUCCCUUCUUCGACGCUCGGCGGCUUUGCUGGGGCGAGCGGCAUCGCUGCUUCUGAGGCUGGAUGGACAAAGAGGAGUCCCUCGGACCAGACGGUCAUGGCGCCUGAGAUGGCAAAGUUGAGCAAGACUGUCGGAGCUUUGUGGAUCAAUGUCAGGCUGGUGAAGGGGAGGGGCGCGAUUUGAGCACGCGGCGCGAUGCGGCCCCACGCCACGAUACGAUACAUGAGCUUUUCGCGUAGGGACGCUGCUGUCAUUGAUUCAGUACUCCUCCUCCGCAGCUCCUUCUUCCUCUUUCUCGUCCUAUUUCCAUCCUUCCAUUACGCCCGCCUCUUCUUUCUCCUCCUCCUUCUU